Cyclospora cayetanensis is the source of this 1074-nucleotide messenger RNA. RefSeq lists its product as uncharacterized. The transcript has 5 exons. NCBI's taxonomy places the organism in Eukaryota, Apicomplexa, Conoidasida, Eucoccidiorida, Eimeriidae. The record is from RefSeq and is a predicted model, not a curated record.
AUGCGGCAGCAGCAGCCCCUGGUAGUGCACCCAAAGACUAAAAUCCAGCAGCGACAGCAAUUGCAACAGCACAUGUUGAGCAAAAUGACGUCCACAAUCGAAGGAGCUGAGAAGCGAGAGGUCGCAGUUCAAAAACCACCAAGUAAGGGUUCCGAGGAAGGUGAUGCUUCACAGCAGUCGCAACAACGCAGCCCCCAUCAAGAGUUUCCACAGCCCGCAACACCCCCCCCCAAAAGGCAUGAGGGAGCUAUGCGAGACUCCCCAGCCUUGCCUGCCCAGUAGUCGUAUUCGCAGCAAGACACGCUCAUAAUCCUCGACUAUGACGACACGCUGCUGCCCACCAACUGGGUUGCCGUGCAGCAUCGUGUUGGUCUAGGGGACGCAGUGCCCCUGGCUUUACAGCAGGAGUUGCAGCACCUCACAAGCCGAGUCUUGCAGACUCUGUCUCUAUGCUUAGCGGGAGGCCGAGUUGUGCUUGUAACGAACGCAAGUGCGGAGUGGGUUGAGCGUUCGGGAUCUAAAUUUAUGCCCGUUCUUUGGCAGGAGCUGCAGAAACAGCAGAUUGCAAUCUUCUCUGCGAGGGACAGGCUGCAGCAGCAGGGUGUUCCUCAAAGGCUCUGGAAAGUCCGUGUUUUCACUGAGCUCGUGACGGAGACGCUGGGGCCCCUCGUUGCUCUGGAGGGGGGGCCCUGCUGCGUUGUAUCCAUUGGCGACGGCGAGGGGGAGAGAGAGGCGUGUCUAGAGCUCUGCCGCUCGCUUCCGGGAGCUCACUGGCUGUUCAAGUCUCUGAAGCUUCUUGGACAGCCGACAUGCUCUCAGCUGGCUUCCCAACACCUGCUCCUGCAGCAGGCCUUCAGGGAUAUACUCCUCGUUCCUCAGAGCCUCGAUAUGACGGUUCUCGACUACAAGUCGGACGUUGAGGGAGGUGUCGAAGCUUCGGAGAGCCUUUGCCGAUGCAAAACUAGUAGAAUUAGUGCACCAAGCGGAGGAGGCGGGGGGCAGAGCACGGAAGCCCUUCUGCCCAUAUGCGGACCCCAAAAGGCCACUAUUAGGUGCCUGGCAACUCCAAAAUGA